CAACCAAGCGCGGUACCUCGACUACAUACUUCCCGCUGGCUGCAUCAAUCCAUUGAAAGACACAUCUUGGGGGAAUUAACAUCCUCUUGCUUUGCCACAUCCUUCUUACUUACGCACGCGCACACGCAAUCUCCUUCUCCCCCUCCUCCUGCUCCUGCUUGUGCUCUCUCCACCAUCCUCUUCUUUUCCUUCCUUCCCUCUGUCCACCUUCCCUCCUCCGCCGUCCUUCCCUUUUGCCCCUCACUCACCGCCGCCUCCUUUCCACCCACCACGCACACUCUCCACCCCCACAUUCAACACUCUCAGUCGCUCCAUCCGUCUGCAUUCAACACCUGCUUUUUCCUAGACCACUGUCGCCAUCAUGUCUUGGAAAUUGACGAAGAAGCUCAAGGACACCCACCUGACCCCACAAAACAUCUUCAGUCGCUCGUCGUCCACCUCCACCAUCGUCGGCGACCAGACCCCCAAACAAGGAGCCUCCGUCAGCGGCGGUUCUACCGCAUCCGACCCCAGCGACCCCAAUGGCAUAGCCGCCUCGGAGGCCAGCGCCGCCGCUCCUGCUACCCCCCUUCGCCCCGGUAUUCUUGUCGUCACACUCCAUGAGGGCAAAGGCUUUUCGCUGCCUCCCGGCGCCGAGGCUCACUUCAACAAUAGUGGUCACCACCAAGGCUCCUUAUCUCAAGGCGGCGGUUUCUCAGUAGCCGGUUCUAUGCGAAAUCCCGUUGCAGGCUCAUACACAAACCGACCACAGUCCGCUGCUGGCAGCAUCAACGCCGUCCCCACCAUCCACGGACGUUAUUCAUCAAAACACCUUCCCUACGCCCUCGUGGAUUUUGAGAAACAGCAGGUUUUCAUCGAUGCUGUCUCGGGUACCCCCGAAAACCCCCUGUGGGGAGGAGAGAGCACACAAUACAAGUUCGAUGUUUCCCGUGUUACAGAGCUCCAGGUGUCGCUGUAUAUCCGAAACCCAUCUGCGUCCGCCAAUACUGGCCGAGCCGACGACAUCUUCAUCGGAAAGCUCAACAUAAACCCCAGAUUCGAGGAAGUCCAAGCCAGCGAUAUAAAAGCCAAGAGGGAGACAGGGACUGGUCAGGUUGGCGCGGAAUGGGUCGAUGUCCAAUUUGGCUCCGGCAACAUGAAAAUCGGUGUCAACUUUGUGGAGAACCGCCAAGAGCGACUCAAUUUCGAGGACUUUGAAUUGCUCAAAGUAGUGGGCAAGGGCAGUUUCGGAAAGGUUUUCCAGGUCAUGAAGAAGGACACCCACCGAAUUUACGCGCUCAAAUCGAUUCGCAAGGCGCACAUUAUAUCUCGUUCCGAAGUAGCCCACACGCUGGCUGAACGAUCUGUACUUGCACAAAUCAACAAUCCCUUCAUUGUCCCUCUCAAGUUCUCGUUCCAAAAGCCCGAGAAGCUCUACCUUGUCCUCGCAUUCGUCAACGGAGGCGAGUUGUUCCACCACCUCCAGAAAGAACAGCGAUUCGACAUCAACCGCGCACGAUUUUACGCUGCAGAGCUUCUCUGUGCUCUGGAAUGCUUGCACGGCUUCAACGUCAUCUACCGUGAUCUCAAGCCGGAGAACAUUCUCCUGGAUUACACGGGUCACAUAGCAUUGUGCGAUUUCGGUCUCUGCAAACUGGAUAUGAAGGACGGAGAUAGGACAAACACUUUCUGUGGAACACCCGAGUACCUCGCUCCCGAACUUCUCACUGGUGCCGGAUACACCAAAGCUGUCGAUUGGUGGACGCUCGGUGUUCUCCUUUACGAGAUGUUGACGGGUCUCCCACCCUUCUACGACGAGAACACCAACGACAUGUACCGCAAGAUUCUCACUGAGCCAUUAUCCUUCCCCAACGAGCAGAUUGUACCGCCGGCUGCUCGGGAUUUGCUAACCCGUCUGCUUGACCGCAAUGCGGAGAAGCGUCUCGGAGCCAAGGGUGCGGCUGAAAUCAAGACACAUUACUUCUUCCACAGCAUCGACUGGAGGAAACUUCUAGAGCGCAAAUACGAGCCUAGCUUCAAGCCCAAUGUGGCCGAUGCUAAGGAUACCACAAACUUUGACGAUGAGUUCACCAGGGAAGCGCCUACAGACUCGUACGUGGAGGGGCCCGGCCUAUCUCAGACGAUGCAGCAGCAAUUCACGGGUUGGUCGUACAACCGCCCUGUAGCAGGUUUGGGCGAUGCUGGAGGAUCGGUCAAAGAUCCAUCGUUCCAAGAUAUAUGA
Periconia digitata is the source of this 2221-nucleotide messenger RNA. Lineage: Eukaryota; Fungi; Ascomycota; Dothideomycetes; Pleosporales; Periconiaceae. The record is from the annotation of a GenBank genome assembly.